Plasmodium cynomolgi strain B is the source of this 5016-nucleotide messenger RNA. RefSeq lists its product as hypothetical. The record is from RefSeq and is a predicted model, not a curated record. Lineage: Eukaryota; Apicomplexa; Aconoidasida; Haemosporida; Plasmodiidae. Gene Ontology annotation, biological process: phospholipid translocation. Gene Ontology annotation, cellular component: plasma membrane. Gene Ontology annotation, molecular function: nucleotide binding; ATPase-coupled intramembrane lipid carrier activity. The transcript has 3 exons. The annotation marks the transcript as partial.
AACAAAAUUCUGGAAUGUAGGAAAAUACAAAAAGAGUGAGAGAGUGUCUAUACUAUAUUAUAAUGACGAUGAAUACGUAAGCGAAAAUAAAAGUAACAUCAUCGUGACGGUGUUUCUUUCCCCUGUGUGGUCAUUUCUCCGGAACAAGGCUAGGACAACCAUAGGGAGGUUGUUAAAAUGGGGUGGAUUUUUCUACAUAUGGGAAAAUGUAAAGUUCUUCGUGCGGUUUCAAAAUGGAAGGAAUAAGACAAAAACAAAAGGUGUGGAAGAGGCAGAGGAACAAAAUCAAGCCACUCUACUUAAGUUAGACCGAUGCAUUUUCCUUGAUCCGAUAAAGGAUAACCUAUCCAACAAACACAUGAUACAAAUAUGCAAAAAUUAUUUAACGAACAUGUUAUUUUAUGUGCACAAUUGGGGCUGCACUAAUGGGAGCGUAAAUUAUAAGGAGAGUAAAGAAAUAGCAAAAAUGAAAAAGCUGUUUAUUCACAAGGUUAACAAUUUAAAGGCUUUCAAUACAGAAAAUAAUCUCUACAUCAGUGAUGAUUCUUUAAUAAAAAAAAUUAUGAUUCGAGACAGCAGGGACACACACCAUCAUUAUCACAGAAACGAAAUGAAGGAGGCCAGUAAUUUUUGCAAAAUAAGGAAGUACGAGCAAGAGUGUGUGAAGGCGUACUACAUCCCAAAUGGGAACUCUUUAAGGAGUAACAACAACGGAGAGUAUAUUUGUAUGCACUACAAGAACAGACAUCAGUUAAUACUUCGUGUGAUUAUUAAUCGUCUUGGAAAAUUUUACUUUUUCGUUUUUUUUACAUCCUUUUUGCUACAACAGACAUAUCAUUUUAGGACAAAUAAUUAUACGUACUUUGCUCUUAGUUUUUUCGUCCUCUUCGUCUUUUCUGCAUUGAAAGAUAUUCACACGAUAGCUCAGAGGAUUGCCACUGAGCGGGGGGUUAACGCUAAGACGUGCAGGCGGGUCACUCCUGUUGGCUUGGUUGAUAUUCCUUGCACUGAGGUCAAGGUGGGUGACGUACUCUACCUAGAAGAAAACGACGAAAGCCCCGCAGACCUGAUUCUCCUAAAGUGCAACCACGAUGACGUGUACGUGUGUUCAAAAAAUCUGGACGGAAAGACGGACCUUAAAAUGAAGAAGAGCAUUUUGCUUACGUCUUACUUACCAAAUAUAUAUGACCUGUUCAGGUUAAAAAUAAAAGUGAUGAUUGAAAAACCGCAUAAACGGUUGGACAAAAUGAACGGCUUGUUUAUUCUUACUAAUUAUCAUUCCUUUGUUAAGUGUAUGUACAACGAUUUGGUAUCUUUGCAAAACACAUUUUUCAAAAGUGACACUGCCAAGUUUCAUCAUGUGAGCGAAGUUUUUAAUUAUGUCAUUGAAGACACCUAUAUUGAGAAGACGUACAAAUGUGUGGAUUUUCUCAUACGGAGGUCUGCACUCCCUUUUGGGGAACCAUCUGUGGGGAGCGCCUAUACAAGUCCGCCACUCCAGGGGGGUAAAAUUUCCCCCACCGGAGGGGUAAUCCCCACUGGAGGAGUAAUCCCAACUGGAGGGGUAAUCCCAACUGGAAAGGCUACCCAUCCUGGCUACGUCUCCAGUAACGAAUUGUUCAAGGGAGGAAGCGGACAACAGGAUAUCCAUUUCGAAAGAUACAUCAGUAAGUUCCUGUCUCAAAGUUCAUUACCUAUCGUACGUGAUGAAAAUGAAGAAAACUACAAAGAGCAAAUUGGAGCAGAAAAUAUCAUCUGGUGUGGUAGCAAGAUAGUGAGGGGGAAAAUAUAUGGCCUCGUCGCUUACGCAGGGGCAGAUAAAAAAACAAGCAUUAUACUGAGUAGGGGAAAAAAUAUAUCAGAUGGGGAGUGUAAAGCCAAAUGGAGAGCAUUGCAGGUGUGGCUAAUCCUGGUAUUAAUCAUAUGUCUGUACUUAUGGUUACAAGAAGAAGGUCCAUUUGGAAGAAGCGCCUUGAUAAAAUUUGUCAGUUACUUCCUGCUGCUACUCCCAUACACGCCCUACGUCAAUAACAUGUACGUCUACUUAAUGAGCAGAAUUUCGUUUCAUAUUGAUGUCUUAAAUUACACCACGGACAAAUCGAACAAAAUGUUUUUAACCCUUCUGUGCAUGCUAUUUUGCAAUGUAACAAUGGUUAGCAGAAAAGGGGUACUAAAAAAAAAUGAAAAAAAACGCACACUACAUUCAAAGUGGGAUUCCAUUUACUCCCCAUGCCUGGAGGAAAACGUUUUCAUAAACUUCGUGAAGUCUUGCGGAAUGGACAUUUUUAAAAAAGAUGCUUCCAAAAUUGCCGUUGGAAUUUUAACUCCCACGAUUAUACACAACGAAAAAGGGGAAAACAAAACACACAGUUUGAGUAAAAAUAGCAGGGCCAGAGGGAAGGAGAAAAAUGUGCGCAAUAACUCGAAUGAACACUCUUCGGAGGGGAGGAAAAAAAAAAAAAAUUAUGAACAGGUCAGGAAAAAAUGUUGGCAUUUUAAAAACUCACUACAGAAUGGCGGCAUUUUUAAAUUGUCCAACGUGGCGGAAAAGGUAGACAGGGGCGAGGCGAAAUGUGAGCGAUUCCGUGUGUGUAAUAACGAGUGGGAGGAACUCCCAGGCAGUAGCAGUAGUAGGGAUAGCGGCAGCAGAGGCGAGUUCAGCAGCGACUGUGGGAAUAGCCGCGCAGCGAGAAAUGGCCGACACGGUCACUGCCGCCCAGGCAGUGGGGACCAAAAGGGAAAAAAGAAAAAGGUGAAGACAUACAACUUUGAAGUCAUAGAAGGACUGUCCCUAGACUGUAAUGACCAAGUCAUAUGCACCCUCAUCUCGUAUAAUGAAAAAAUAUUCAAUCUGGUUAAGGGGCCUGGUGAAAAAAUUGCUAACAUGUUGACUUGUGAAAGGGGAAAAAAGAAACUGAGGUCGAUUUUAAGGUCCUUUUUUGCCAAAGGCUUUCGCGUAGUUGUUUUUGCCUACAGGGAAGUUGCUCAGAACGAAUUAGAUGAAUACAAAAGGGUUAGCAACGAAGAUGAAAAGAAUUUUUUUUUUAAAAAUGUGUUCGCUAAAAAUGUAUAUGUGCUAGCCAUUGCGACGCUGAAGGAAGAUAUCCACAAAUAUACAAGAAAGUGUCUAGAUUUGUUCAAAAGAGCGAAAAUAAAAACGUGGAUUCUGUCUGGGGAGAAGAAGGACAGUGUUAUAGCUACCUCCACAUCUUUACAUCUGCUUAACGAAAGGAAUUACGUUUGUCACCUGAGUAGGAGAAGACUCACACGGUUGGUACGGAACAGAAUGGGGACAUUCAAUACGUUCGAGAGUAGUCCCCUAUCAGGUAUCUACACCAACUGUGCUUUCCCCUUGGGGGCACCAUCUCCCAGUGGGGGGAUAACUCUCCGAAGGGGGACGUUACCCGUGUGCAGCAUCUGCAGUGAAGACUGUGGCGGAUGCGAUCACGACGACUAUAUGAUUCAAAAGAAUGGAAGUUCACACAAAUUGGUUCAACCCAGAUCUGAUGCGAUCCACGAAACAUGCGCUUCCAACGGAUGGGUUAACACGGGUGUCGAUACUAGCGAGGUGGAUAACAACGAAACCGUAAAUUGCUUUGAAGCCGAAUUGGAGCGUACCCUACAGACCUGUGGGGACACAAACACUGAUUUUUUCCAUCCCCCAGUUGGGAAAGUCCUACCCAAAAGGGUGACUAAAAUGAUUUCACUACAAAAGGAUGGUGCUUUAAAAAAUGCACUGAGCGAAAUGCUGCACCUGUUUAGCUGCCCCUUUAGGAGGGAAGAGAAAAAAGGGAAGCUUGACGGGGAAUGCCAAGGGGGGAACAUCCAGUUCGAUGAGGAAAGGCCAGCUGACAUGCAAAACGAAGAAUACCUCGGUCGAAGGAAAGAUACACAAAGGAAACUCCGUAAGGUUCCCCCCUCGCACAACCGUGUGUACAUCAUCAAGGGUGACAUAAUUGACUACUACUUAAAACACGGGAAGAAGGAAUUCAUAAGGGCACUAACCCAAUCUCGGUGUGCCCUCUUCUACGACUGCAAUUCUAUCCAAAAGGGGAAGAUAGCCAAAUGUGUGCGCAGUGCAGCAGGUGGAAAAUAUGGAAGCGGCAUUUUAUGCUCAGUAGGAAACCAUGCAAAGGACUUAAACCUGUUUAAUGAGUCAGAUAUAGCUAUCCGGGUGAAUAAGCAUAGCGGCACUAAUGUGAGCAACCUCUACGCAGAUAUCGAGGUGCAAUCAUUUGAAGACCUUGGGUGUAUAUUUUUUUUAUAUGGUUACAGAAUUAGUCAGAAUGUUCAUUCCUUCUUUGUGGCUAGCUAUUACAGGGGAUUUACAAUCCUAUUUCUACAAUUUUUUUUUUCUUACUUUUUCGCUAGUUGGUUAUCUAUCUUGUCCAACAUUUGCCUGCUCACCUUUUUCACCUUUUUGUUCAUCAUCACAUUUGUGAUGACUGCCACUUCGAAGAAUGAUGAUGCGUGGGUAGGGUACUCUGGUGGGGCUAACUACCAUCUGUUGCGGAGAAAUGCAGUGCGUAUGGGGGCUUUACAACGAAGGUUGUUUUCCCUAAAAUGGCUUUGUGUUGCGAUGUGGGUGGCACUGUACCAAGCCUUUGUCCUGUUCAUGCGGGGUUAUUGCGCGCACUACGGGUGGGGAGGUCUCCCCGGUUGUGCUAAUCCCCUAGACCGCCGCCCCACCCUACGAGAUCACCGCUACCUCCUCGGCAUGCAUAACGAAAUGUACGUGUUUCCUCCCUUAUUCAUCACACACCUGUUGCACAGUCUCCUUUUCCUUCCUGCCGGAAAACGAAAUUCUUAUUUCCUCCCCCUUGUAGCCCUAUUCAUUUUAUUUUUAAUCGCCUACAAAAUGGUAUUAAGCACACUACAUCACUCUCACUUGGCAUAUUUUUUCAAAUUUGAUUUCGCCUUUUGUUUAUACACUGCUGUCACUGUUGGUAUUGUUAAUGCGCCGCUUGUUAUAUAUUAUGUGUUUUUAAAAUGCACAGAGGGAGGGGCGAAGGCGGC